Drosophila navojoa is the source of this 727-nucleotide messenger RNA. RefSeq lists its product as uncharacterized. The record is from RefSeq and is a predicted model, not a curated record. Gene Ontology annotation, cellular component: extracellular region. Lineage: Eukaryota; Metazoa; Arthropoda; Insecta; Diptera; Drosophilidae. Gene Ontology annotation, molecular function: chitin binding.
UGGGCAUUGGCUUGCCUGUCCCCCUCGAACCGCCCAUCGAGAUGAGUCAGUGCCCCGCCUACGACGAUCCCAAUCACAUUGUUAUGUUUGCCUAUCCCAACGACUGCCGCAAGUACUACGCCUGUGUAAAUGGCCUGGCCUAUCUACAUCAGUGUCCCGAAAAUCUCUACUGGAGCCAGCUGACGUAUCGCUGUGACUACAGGCAGUACGCCAAAUGCGAGAAUAUGCCGUAUCCGGAGCAGACGCAGUACAGCGCCUAUCCCGGCGAUUGUGGACGCUACUUUGAGACGCGUCUGCUAAGCUGCCCGAACAACUAUCACUGGAACGAUCAAUAUAAACGCUGUGAUCCGCCACAAAUUGCCGGCUGUCGGCCAACACCGCCUCUUAGCACCCAGAUACCAUUUGAGCCGACCGCAGCAACUCCGCCAGCCGUAAUCAAGCCAACGAUUCAACCAGAGCACAAUGCACCCAUUGAUCCGCAAAGUCUAUGCAUUGCCGCCGCUGGCCAACUGACCUAUCUGCCAUAUCCCGGAGAUUGUCACAAGUUCAUUCAAUGUGGUCCAACAGCCUCGGUCCUCACUUGCGCCAUCGGCUUGUACUGGAACCGCAGCACCCAAUCUUGUGGCUCAUCCCAAAUCGAUUGCCAGCCCUACGAGCUAUCAUACUUCUCCAAAGAGGUUUGAUUACAUUUGAUAUACUUACUGGAUUAACUGAAUAAUUCAUAAAU